This is a messenger RNA of Zymoseptoria tritici IPO323, 405 nucleotides long. RefSeq lists its product as uncharacterized. The record is from RefSeq and is a predicted model, not a curated record. Bases 1 to 405 code for a protein of 134 amino acids. The transcript has a single exon. Lineage: Eukaryota; Fungi; Ascomycota; Dothideomycetes; Mycosphaerellales; Mycosphaerellaceae.
AUGGAGGACAGAGCCGAUGCUGCGCUGGCCCGUCACAACGGAGGCAUCGCUCCACGCAACGACUCCGAACGCUAUCGCGCGGCACAAGCAGCGAGCGUGGUCACUGUGGACUCUGUCCUCAUGAUCACAGACAUGCUGCGGAGGAGAGACGAGCUUGAGGCUACAGCUGACGUGCCAUUACUGUGGUCAGAAAGUGCGGAUGCGGUGUUGAACGAGUGGAGGAAAUUCUUGCACCAACAUAAAGGGAAGACCCUUCUUGCGAAAGAUCUGCUCGAGGGAAUGUAUGAGAAGUUUCGGCAGACACUCGUCAACCAGGGUUACUUGUCUCAUCAUGUGGCUGUUCCAGAGCGAUUUGAUCGAUUCGCCAGGCACAUUGCUUUCGCUGCAGUUCACGGUUGUCCAUGA